AUGGCAGACGUGCCCUCGGCUGUUGACGAAGUGGACUUGGAUCCACGAGAGGAGUCGAAUGACGUGCCCAUGGCCGUCGAUGACGUGGAUGUGGACCACCGAGAAGAGCUGAACGAGCUAAAGCGGCAACUGGAGAUGGCACGAAGGGAACUGGACCUGAUAAGGUCGCAGAAGAACGAGCCCAAUAAAGGCGGCACAAAGGACGGCUACCAGGCUGGGCGAGACAAGCAGCCAAGAUCGAGAAGAUUGACUGCGAGCGAAUACAGGCGAUUCUCAGGGAAGACGCCGAGGAGGCCCGGUGAGUCCUUAACUUUGCUGAGUGAGGGCGAAGUGAGUGAGAAUGAAAGCUGCGUGAGUGAGGCGUUGAGCCGUCGUAGUGAGGCGUUGAGCCGACGUAGCAGCCAGGAGUCUAGCUCACUCGUAGAGAACCAGUUAGGAGCGUAUUUAAAAUAUGUUGCGCUGCCAGAAGUUCGAACAUUCGAACUCAGAACUGGUCUGACGAAGAGGAUUGGUAGCGGUAUUAGCGGAGGCCUACAGGCACAGACUAGCAGGGUUGUCGCGCUAGGAAAACUGAGAAGGUCGAGAAAAAGCGACGAGCAGUCUGUAGCAGAAUACUGCGUUCAGUUAGAAAGGCUGUCAGCGAUAGCAUACCCCGAACUAGAUGAGGGAGCGCUAAUGACGGCAAGAGCUCAGCAGCUAUACGAGCAGGUCGUUCAUUGGCCAGAGUCAGUGUAUUUUCUGGAAGCCAUGGAGACAAGUGGUAAAGAUGCGUACAACAAUUUGAAAGAAGCGGUUUUGCGAGUAGAAAGAAGAAAGCUGAUGGUGGAGUGUACCAAGGAUCAGCACGAGCAAGAAACGGAAACCAAACGGCGUAAUAUUAAGUAUUCGCGGUCGUUUCGAAGUGGCAGUGAUGGAGCAGCCCUGCGCAAGACUGACCGUAGGGAAGCGAACAGUGACAUGCGGGAGAAGGUGACGGGGCCCACGGAUCAAUCCGAGUCUCGUGUCAGACCUAUAAAGGGCCAGAUACAAUGCUUCAACUGUAAGGGCAGAGGACAUAUGGCCAGAGACUGCAAAAAGGGAAACGACGUUGGAAGUAAAGCUACUGACGUGGAAACAAGUACCGCUCGGUGCACCAAGGACAUGACCGGACAGCAAUCAGGGGUGGUAUCACCAUUUGGGGAGAAGUCCACCACCAAAGUGACCAUCUUUGGAAAAGUUUGGCCUGCGCUGCUCGACACCGGUUCUGAAAUUUCGAUACUUCCACUUAAAGUAUUGCAACAAAUUGAGAGUAAAGGUCGUCGAUUGAGGGAAUAUCCUGUCGACCAGAAUAAAAAGAUUCUGGAUGCAUCUGGAAACCCGAUGAAAUUUAGGAAAAUAGUCGAGGUCCCUUUAAAGGAAGGCAGCGAAGGAGAGAUAAUUCUUCAGAUGCACGUAUCAGUAGAAAAGGGCCAUCUGCUUGUCUUGGGGACAAACGCCUUACAAGCCUUGAACUAUACGCUAGUUCGGUUGCCGAACGGAGAAGAUCGGCAAGAGAAGGCAAACGUAGUGCGGGGCGUAGAUAAAGCCACGGUGUGUAGGAGAGCCUAUGUAGCCCCAGGUGAACUCAAAUGGGUAACAAUAAAAGGUGGGGCACGGGAUACAGAACGCCUGCAAGUGGAUUCGUUCGGGCUGUGCGUUGUAGACGAAGUAGGCGUGGCAAAAAUCCCGGUGUGGACAGAGCCCCUAGUACUGAAAGUAAGUCAAGAAGUAGGUGCCUGGGAGGAAAACGAGGUCGAGUAUUCCAAAGUAAUUGCGACAGAAGUGCCAACAGAUAUGCUGGUGUUAGGGAAACCGACACUGCAAGCUGAGGAGAGGAAACAAGUGCUCAACGAGUACCUGAGAAGCAACAGAGAGAUUGGAGCAUCUGAUGAGCCUGAGCUGUGGAAGCUGAUUGAU
This is a messenger RNA of Cooperia oncophora, 1935 nucleotides long. The record is from the annotation of a GenBank genome assembly. Lineage: Eukaryota; Metazoa; Nematoda; Chromadorea; Rhabditida; Trichostrongylidae.